This is a messenger RNA of Galeopterus variegatus (Sunda flying lemur), 4705 nucleotides long. It is a transcript of the gene ZNF483, whose product is annotated as zinc finger protein 483. Gene Ontology annotation, molecular function: DNA-binding transcription repressor activity, RNA polymerase II-specific. The coding region runs from base 170 to 2431 and encodes 753 amino acids. The record is from RefSeq and is a predicted model, not a curated record. Lineage: Eukaryota; Metazoa; Chordata; Mammalia; Dermoptera; Cynocephalidae. The transcript has 6 exons. Gene Ontology annotation, biological process: negative regulation of transcription by RNA polymerase II.
UCUGGAAGCUCAUUGCGGUGGCGUUGGUGCUGGCUGCGGAUGCUGGUGCAGUUUCUGCAAGACUGAAUUCCUGGAACCUUGAUAUUUUGGCUGCGUAGAGUCCCUGUUGGUGGACUUUAUUGAUACACUGUACUGAGUCUAAAGGGGACUGGAUUCCUGCUGGUGAUACAUGAUGCAAGCUGUAGUACCCUUGAACAAGAUGACAACCAUCUCCCCAGAUCCUCAAACUCUGGCCUCAAGUGAACAAAACAAGGUCCUAAGAAUGGAUACUCCUGGGGUUCAAGAAACUGUCUUAAGAGGCAACACUGCUGACCCAGAGUUUUUCAGACAGAGAUUCAGGUGGUUUUGUUACUCAGAAGUAGCUGGACCCAGGAAAGCCCUGAAUCAACUCUGGGAGCUCUGCAUUCAGUGGCUGAGACCAGACAUUCACACAAAAGAACAAAUUUUAGAGCUUUUGGUGUUUGAGCAGUUCCUGACCAUUUUGCCUGGGGAGAUGAGGAUUUGGGUAAAGUCACAACAUCCUGAGAGUAGCGAGGAGGUAGUGACCCUAAUAGAGGAUUUGACCCAAGUACUUGAAGAAAAAGAAGAUCCGAUCUCUCAAGAUUCUGUUGUUUCUCAAGAGGAAAACUCGGAAGAAGAUAAAAUGGUUGCUGUUCUUCCAAGUACUGAGUCCUGUGAAUCUGUAACAUUCAAGGAUGUGGCUGUGAGCUUUUCCAGAGGAGAAUGGAGGAAGCUGGAGCCUGUUCAGAAGGAGCUAUAUAAGGAAGUCCUACUGGAAAACUUAAGGAACCUAGAAUUUGUGGGCUUUCCAGUUUCCAAAUUAGAUUUGAUUUCCCAGCUAAAGUGGGUUGAAUUGCCACGGCUGCUGGAAAAAGAAGGCACAAAAGGCUCCAGACCAGAGCGUGAGACUACAGGUGAAUUGGUAUCUGCUCAAAAUCAUGAAGCUCUUUUGGAAGAAUUGACUUUAGAGAAAAUAAUAGAAAGAUGCCUCAGGGAUUAUGAUUAUGGUUUGAUGGGAGGAUUUCGGAAAUAUGGUAGAUCCCAGGAGGAUCACAGCAAUCAGGGAUAUUCAAAAAGAAAGAAAACUCAUGGGAGAGGCAGUAAGAGUAGGGACGUGGACCCAGAAAAGAGCCCCUUUGGAAAGAAUUUCAGAGAAACUUCAGACUUAAUUAAACAUCUGAGAGUCUAUUUAAAGAAGAAAUCUCGGAGGUACAAUGAACACAAGAAACCCUUCAGUUUUCAUUCAGACCUUGUUCUGAACCGCAAAGAACAUGCUGGAGAAAAGUCACGGAAAUCUAACGAAGGUGGGAAAGUCUUAAGUCACUCUUCAUCUCUCACUGAACAGCAGAAACGUCAGAAAAUUCGUUUGGGGGAUAGGUCCCAGAAGUGCAGUAGGUGUGGGAUAAUCUUUAUUCGAAGGUCAACCCUUUCUAAGAAAAAAAUCUCUACAUGUGAAAAAUGUUCAAAAGAUUUAAGCAAAGAUGAGGGAACUGAGACUGGGGAAAAAACCCAUAAGUGUAGUAAAUGUGGAAAAGCCUUUGGUUAUAGUGCCUCACUCACCAAACAUCGGAGAAUUCACACUGGAGAGAAACCUUAUAUGUGUAAUGAAUGUGGAAAAGCUUUCAGUGAUAGUUCAUCACUCACACCCCAUCACAGAACUCAUAGUGGAGAGAAACCCUUCAAAUGUGAUGAUUGUGGAAAAGGUUUCACCCUGAGUGCACACCUAAUUAAACAUCAGAGAAUUCAUACUGGAGAAAAACCCUAUAAAUGUAAAGACUGUGGGAGAGCCUUCAGUGAUAGUUCCUCUCUUAUUCAACAUCAGCGAAUUCAUACUGGAGAAAAACCCUAUACGUGCAACGAUUGUGGAAAAUCCUUCAGUCAUAGCUCAUCCCUUUCCAAACAUCAGAGAAUUCAUACUGGAGAGAAACCUUAUAAAUGUGGUGAAUGUGGAAAAGCCUUUAGACAGAAUUCUUGCCUUACCCGACACCAGAGAAUUCACACUGGAGAAAAACCGUAUUUGUGUAAUGAUUGCGGGAUGACUUUUAGCCAUUUUACAUCUGUCAUUUAUCAUCAACGUCUUCAUUCAGGAGAAAAACCAUACAAAUGUAACCAGUGCGAGAAAGCCUUCCCUACUCAUUCACUCCUUAGCCGUCAUCAGAGAAUUCAUACGGGUGUAAAACCUUAUAAAUGUAAAGAGUGUGGGAAAUCCUUCAGUCAGAGUUCAUCUCUUAAUGAACAUCACCGAAUUCAUACUGGUGAGAAACCCUAUGAAUGUGACUUUUGUGGAGCAACCUUUAGUCGAAGCUCAAUUCUUGUAGAGCAUGUAAAAAUUCAUACCGGAAGGAGAGAAUAUGAAUGUACUGAAUGUGAGAAGACAUUUAAAAGUAAUUCAGGCCUCAUCAGACAUCGGGGAUUUCACUCUGGAGAGUAAUUCCAGGAAUACAGCAAAGAAGGGGGAAAUUUGGUCAAAAUUACCCCUUAUCAAAGACCUAAGAUACAAACUACCGCAACACUGAUCAAUAGUUGCAACUUUGAUGGAUUGGCAACUAGGAACAAUAUUCUUUUUCUUAUUUAUCCCUCUUCAAGGAUGUCACCUGCUGGUAGAUAGUAAUUAGGGUUGGUAAAGUCAUGUGGUAAGUGAAGAAGGUGUUGUGAGAUGUGAAAUGAAAAGCUCUUUUCUUUAUGGGAUUUCCCUCUUGUAGUUUGCCCUUUCACUACCAUGUAGUGUGAUGGAAAGAGAACUUGACUGGAGUCAGAUAACCUGUAACCUGGGUUCUAUCCCAGUUUACCAACCAACUCACUAUAUAACCUUGAACAAAUUAUUUGACCUUUCUGAAUUUUAGUUUCUUUACCAGUAGAAUGAAGGGUUGGGGCUAAUGAUGUCUGAGUUUUCUUUCGUGUCUGAUAUUCACUGAGACUGUGAAAAUAAGUCAGACGUUUUUGAUUCAUUGGAAUUUUCGAGUUUCUCUUAUAGAAAAUUAUUCUUAUUGAGGAUACUUCUAGCUUAGUGAGGACAUAGUGUAUUUUUUGAAUACUUGAUGCAGGAAUCCCUAGAAUGCUAUAACUAGGAACGGAUCAGGGAAGCUCAAACAAGUUUGCCUUCAGGGAAUGUUUUAAUUGGACAAAGCACCCCAACCUCUUUUUCUUUUGGGCAUUGGCUAAGGGGACGGGGAAUCCAGAGAGCUUGCACCUGAGCCAUUUCAGCAUGGGAACUAGACAGUAGAUUGGGGGUGGGGGAAAGGAAACAUGCUGAAAACAGAGCUGUUCUGGAUGGAUUUUCUUUUGCAAAGUAGAAUUCUAUUUUUUUAAAAUUUUGCCCUUAGCAAGUACAGCUUGCUGCGAUUGGAGUUUAAAUAUUCUGUAUGGCAGAGGCCACAAGCUGUCAGAUUGGGUGAGAUUGGGCCCUCAGUCAUAGUUGACCUGUGUGGUGGGAUUUGUCUGUGUGUGUGUGUGUGUGUGCAUGUGCACAUGUGUGCAUGUAUGUACUUGCUACUAUUUAAAAAUUAGGGAAUUUCACAAGAACAGAUUUUGUCUUAAAAUUAUAAGGGCUAGCACAACACCGGGCCCAUAUUUCUGUGGAGGACUCAGCUGGUCCUGGGUAGCACCUGCCACCUGUAAUUGGGGGGUCUACUCUUACUUGCUAAGUUCUCUCAUGUAUAUAUCCUGACUUUCCCACUGUAGGAAUUUGAUAUUAAAAUCCCCUACCAUCUGGAGAAUACAUAUAGGCAAAUCUAAAGAGACCCCCUUGAUAGCAAGUAAAAUGCAGGAAAAGAAUGUAGAAUUGUUACAGAAUAAGUUUUCAGUUAAGUUUUAUGUUGUGAAAUUAGACCUUAAAGGAAUGGAGUAUACGGGUAUUGGUGGAUUAUUCCAUAUAAAUUUUAUUGGUGGAGUCUGAGUAAUAAUUUCUAACUGAAAAAGGAACUAAAGGCCCUGAAUGAGUUAGGUUUGGGUCUUAGGUCAUAGGGUUCUGAAAGAGAUCGACUGACUCAACAGUGGUACAGAAAUAAGUUCCUGAAGUUGAAAUUUGAGGCAGAUUCUACAAGAAUUAAGCCAGAAAACUCUUGGUUUAUGGAUGUUAAGAGAUCCUUAAUGCUGAUCUGAGACUCAGGAACAUUUGCUGUGAUUUAUUGUGUUUAGUUUUGAAAUGCUACCUCUGCAGAAGGUUUUUGGUUUCUUCCUUAUCCCCUUCCCCCAAGCCUACAAUUCAAAUAUUAAUAUGUGAUAAAUUGACCUGCGUAGUUAUUGCUAAGUGGUCCAACCAAACACAUUCUAGUCACGAAAGGACUAGAAUGUGCUUAUGAGAAUCAUUCAUACUGGUUUAAGGUUUUUGUUUCUGAAAAGGUAAUUUAUAGAAAGAAUUAAAUAUGUAAAACUCUUCUCUUGAAGAGGCUUUUACUAAUUAGAUUCCUCAACGUUUAUAAGAGGAUAUUUGAUCCCAAUAUCAGCUGGGAAUCUACAGCAUAAAACUUUUUUACAACUUUAUUGAGGUAUAUAAAUUAUGUAUCAUAAAAACCAUUUAAAGUGUACAAUCCCGUGAGUUUUAGUAAGUUUACUGUGCUGCACAACCAUAACCAUAAUCUUGUUUUAGAACAUCACCCCAAGUCCUUUAUCCAGUAUGGUCUUUCUGAAUACCAUGUACUAGCUACAGAGGUCAACCCAAACACUGCUGCACAGUAUUUAUCAAAAACUUGUUUUUAGUUAUUAA